CUAAAAGCCGCGAGUACUGCUGCAGUAUUUUCAGAGGAAGUCGAAAAAGUUUUGUAAAAGUGUUAGUUAGUCGUUAAUACAUACGUUUACUGUAUUUUAUACCGUUUUACUGUCGUGAACUUUUGAGGGAGCUUCAAGAAAGUUACUCAUGCUGUCUUCAACGACCACACAGGCAGGAAAGUUAGCUAUGUAACUUAGCCGCUAAAGCUAAAAACAACUGUAGCUAGCAGCGUCUGGACAUGGAGCUAGACAAUUGUCUGACUUGAAGUAGCAGUUAACAAUGAAACACCAUGGUGGUCUUGAGAGGAGGAAUGUGUCCUGGACUGGAUGACGAUUUAGUUCGCGAGCUGCGUGCCGCCGACAUUAAAACAGUGGAAGACCUGGUCUCAUCUGACAUUGAAGAACUGGCUCGGAAAUGCUCUGUAUCAUAUAAGGCACUGUUUGCCAUCCGUCGAGUGCUGCUGGCCCAGCACACAGCAUUCCCCGUGUCAGGCGCUGAUCUGUAUGAAGAACUAUUGAGCUCAACAGCCAUCCUCUCCACUGGAAAUCCCAGCUUAGAUAAACUGCUGGAUUCAGGCGUGUAUACUGGAGAGAUAACAGAGCUGUCAGGAGGCCCAGGAAGUGGCAAAUCUCAGGUGUGCUUUGGUGUCGCUGUGCACAUUUCUCACCAUCUGAAACAGAGUGUGAUAUUUAUCGAUACGACGGGAGGGCUGACUGCCAAACGCCUGCUUCAGAUGCUACAAUCUGAAACGAGCAACACAGAAGAGCAGAUGGAAGCUCUUCAGAGGAUCCAUAUCUUUCGUUUGUUUGACGUCUUCUCUGUACUCGACUGUCUGUACAGUCUUCGCAGUGGCAGGCUUCAGCAGGCGUCUGUUGGCGGUGGCUCUGUCAAGGCGGUGAUCGUGGACUCGGUGUCGGCUGUUAUCUCUCCUCUACUGGGAGGCAAACAAAAUGAAGGCAUGUCCUUGAUGAUACAAGUGGCAGGAGUUCUUAAGACGAUGGCAAAGGACUUCAAUGUAGCCGCUUUGGUUACAAACCACGUUACGAGGAGUGGCAGCGGGGAGGUUCAGCCGGGCCUCGGCGCGUCGUGGAGUCACAUCCCCAGAACCAGGAUCCUGCUGGAGCGAGCGGAGAACGCCGUGACCGUCGGCCGCUCCGGUCUGCGCUGGGCAACACUGAUCAAGUCUUCCAGACAGCCUUGUCACAUCAAAGAGGAGUUCGACUUGCAGUGGUGGAGUCGCUCUGAAGAAGGAUCCUCGGGAAAGAGAAAACUGGAUGAGACCGAUUCCUGAUGAGGGCCAAAAAGUCUGAUCAGCGGGAGGUACCACACGCCUCUUGCGGAUACAUUCCCAGAUCCAGCUGGACGAGACUUUCCGGGCCUGGCUGUCCCCCUCGGGUUCAGCCAGCGUAUGUGUGGCCGAGGCGGCGUCGUAGUCCGGCACGAGGUCUCCGUCGUACGCCACAAAGUACCGCCUCAGUUUGUCGAAGUCCUGCACGGAGGCUGGCAGGAACAGCUUCACGCCGCUGAAGAUGUCCAGCAGCGUCUGCAGGAAGAACACCAACAGUCAGCAGAGGAAACACCGUCCAGGGUUAGUUUCCCCAAUACGAAGGAGCUGGUACAGUUACAUGAGGAAAUCAUGCUUAGUUCAUCCGCAGCUAUCACUACAUUGCUAAUUCUGUAGCAGUUUCUUGCUAGCCCACGUUAGGUAGGUAGCUACAUCUGCCUUUGGCUUCAUUAAAUACAGCCAGCCGCUGCAUCGAAUACAAAUACACAUUUCUGAGAAGAGCAGCGUUCUUUCGUUUUAUGCUUUUUUGACUAAAGUUUUGGGUUAGCUUCGUUUAGCCCACCAACUUAGCGGAGUCAUUGAAUGCAGAACUGUUGCACAGCUUCACUUUAAAAGACUGAAAGUAAUUUUAUCAACAUUUUGAUAAUUCAGGCUGAGACAUGUUUAGAUUAAAGUACUAAUUUUAUGUUAGCAGGACCCAAAGUGUUCAAAAAAUACUCAAAUUGUAAUUAUAUGAAACUGUAAAUCAAGCACAUUAUGAAGAGGCUGAUUCAGAAUCAGUUACUGAAAGUGAAAUGAAUGAAUUUGUUGUUUGAACGCUGCAGCCAAAACAAAAGCUCUGACCAUCGGUUCUGUUGGAUUUGAUCGGUUUUGGUUGGUAAUUGCUGAAAUGUGAAAUGUGGCAUCAGGGAUAAAAAAAAAAAAAAAGGUCUGAUGGGGCAACAAACACAAGCUUCCAAAAGAUCUUCAGGUUAAAGUCGUAUUUGGAAAAGAAAACAAAGGAUUAAUAGUAAAACUGGAACCCAGAACGUCGGUUUAAAUCUCAGUUUAUGGCUCGACCACCUGGUUCAGCCUCACUUGCUGUACUUGAACUUGUAUUUCUGUGAAAUCAGCAUCCUUUCAGGUUUACAGAUCAGAAUCAGGUUUCCAACCUGUCUGAUCGUCAGACUGCUCCUGUUUCUGCCCGUAUUCCAGAGCUCAGCUAUGACUUUGGAGAGUGCAAUGUUAUCAGAACUGAUGGCCAGAGCCGCAACAAUAAGCUCCAAGUUGUAGUUUUCCUUUAACUGGUAGAAAUAGGUUGUUUUGGAAAGAUAAAGAGCCAUUAAACCCCACUAACAGCAAUUGUUUUUACAUUAUUUCUUUUCUCCUCGCUUCAGUUCAUGAAGCACCAGUGUUUCAUUCACCGUGUGCUGAAGCUGUGUGAUCUCUGGUGUUUGGACAGUUUCAGUGUUCACAGUUAAACAGAGAAAACCUGUUGUUGUUGACCAACCUUGUCAUUUCUGGGCUCCAGCAGCUGAGAGGUUGCCUUUGCUUUGGUCUGUCCAUUGCUGUGAACGCUUUCGCUCUUCUUCACCUGGGGGGGAAGCAGAGCGGUCACCUGUCAGGAUUACCGCAGCGAUGUGUGUCAUGUGAUCGUGCUGUUUGCUGUGCAGUGAACACGCUACCUUCUUGGCACUGGGUGCUUCUGAGGCGGGGGUGCGGGGCUGGGAUUUCACCGCCUUGGGUUUGGGUGGGCUUCUGCUGUCUGUGAAGAGAGCGCAUGUUAUUACUGAUCUAUCAAACGUCUCUUUCAGCUUCACUGCUGGAGUUAAAGUUGCAGAAUUCACUGUGAAAUAAAUACCUCACACUUCUGUGACCCUGUGUCCUACUGAAAUCUGAUUUUUGCCUGAAACAAGCUUUUAAAAAAACAUUUAAACUGUGGGAACAUUUUGACUUUCCUGUGGGUGGAGAAAAUCAUGGUUUUGUGAAGGCUUUAAGACUCUAAUUCAUGAAUAUACAGAGAAUGAAGGAGGGCGGAUAAUAACGAGAAGAACCUGAGAUCAGUCAGAGGGAGAGCUGUCUAAAUGCAUUUCUAACUAAACCCGGAGUACAAAAACACUCCAGCAGUCAAAGAUGUGCCAAUAAUGUCAGUCAACUAAUUGAUCUACAGAAAAUUAAUCAACAGUUUUGAUAAUUGGGUAAGAUUUCUGGUUCCAGCCUCUUAAAAGUGAGGAUUUUCUUUGUCUAUGUGAGAAUAAAGUGAACAUCUUUGGGUUUUGAACAAAUCAAGCUAUUUGAAAACGUCCUCUUAGACGAAGGGAAACGGCGAUGGGACAUUCCUUCCUGUUCUCUGACUGUGCAGGUCAAACAAUCAAGGACAUAAUAUCAGAUGCAGCCAUGGUUUGAACACUAACGGCAAACCGGCUUUAUUACAGACAGGUUGUAGAUGGUUUUAGAAAUGAUAUCAAACUGUUGCACAAGUCUUACUUUGCACAAUAAGAGGUCUGAACUAGUGAAACUGGCGCCGCCCAGCUCUCGCCUCCCCUUCAUCUUGUGUACUUACUGCUCUUCUUGGGUGCGGCGCCUCCGCGGGACGAGGACGACGGCGAGUUUCCUCCGCUGUCUCCUCCUGAUGAGCCCUUGUCGUCGCUGGAUGUCGACGGUCCGGCCGUCACUUUAAAGUCACAGUUCUCCUUUGAUAUGCGGUACAGCUCCUAAAUGACAACAUGGGCUUCAGCCAACAGAUGUAGUGUUCCGUGCGGCGAGAGACCGAAGACACGUGUCGCCUUCAGCGGGCGCGUUAACUGCCUCGGCCAAUAUUUCAGCUCAUUUGUCAAUGUUUGCCAGAUAACUGACAGCAAAUUUGGUCCUUGUCAUUUAAAUCAUGCUUGUGCGGUCCCAUGAGUGCUCUGUUCAACAGCAGGCUUAAUUUUUUCACUCCUCCCAUCACCUAUAUCACAUUACCUUCCUUUUCUCACCCACCUUCCAUCAUACAAUCAACUCAGCAACAAAGAGGACUGACAGAAAGUAUUCAGUUUGAGCUUCUAAGGCUUCUUUUGUGAUUGUUUUCCUCAUCGUUAGGUGUCAGAGGUUAAUUAUUUUUGUGCCUUCAGUUACUUACUACAAGCCACAUCUAAUAAAAGGUGUAAAAAGUUUCAUUUACUUUACACUCAGGAGGAACUUCACAUUAUUAACACCGGUGCAGCAUCACAGUGUGGCAGGUGAGCUUGAAUCAAACUGCUGAUAUCCUACUUUAAGCUGGUGCAGGUUGGUGGCGCUCUUCCAGUCCUUGUCAUCACGGAUGCGCGUCAUGCGGGGAAAGCGGAUGGAGAUGCCAUCAGCCGUGUGCAUUUCUGAUUUGGAGAACUCUGCGCCUGUGAUCUCCCAGACAGGUGCUUCCUGCAGCAGAGGAAACGCAGCAGCAGGCGAAACGUAAAUGACAAGGCAAAUACACGAGUGCCUCUCCGUACAGUGAAAAAAGCCACUGAACUUCUCUUCAGGUGCAGUCAUGGAUAUGAGUGUUUGGUGGAUUUCAUUAUUAAGUAUUUUCAGGCUUGGAAGGCAGAUGGUUUUACUCUAUUUUCAGAUUGUUUGCAGUAAAUCUGCAGGUUGAAAGCUCCUCCCAGCUCUGCAGCACAGCUCAUCGUUAUCUCAACAUGUGUGAGGGUCAUUUAUUUGGAGUUAUAUGUAAGUUAUCAUUUCCUCUAAAGUUCUGCAGGACGCAGGAGCAUGAACAGGCCCUCUGGGAAAUACAGACGUGCCGAAUUACAGAGAAAUCUCACCUCAGGAUUGCGAAUGAUGAAAUCUGGAUAAUAGUUCUUGAUGAUUUUCAACCAGCCUGGGAUUUUGCUCGGCUCCUGCGCAGAAACACACGCAUACAAGAUUAAUUUUUGAUUUUAUUACAUCGGCUCAGUAUUCCAGGUAGGCCUCUAAGUGGAUCCUCUCUGACCUUGCUGAUUUUGAUCACAUCCAGCUCUUUUUGGAGCCUGGCCAACAUGGCGUCAUCGUAGCCUCCGGAGCACUUGGUGACUGUGCACCACUUCUUGGAGUCUGGGUCAUAACAGCCCAUUAGAAAACUGGACAUGAUGCCCCCUGGUGGGUAGAAGAACACACUUGGCAUCAGGAGGGACAUUCAGGAAAGUGCUGCCUGUGGAGACUCUGCGGACCCACAGAAUAAUCUCUGCACAGGCUCUGAAUAUACACACCUACACGGCAUCAUUCCACUUCACUAAAGCUAGCCUCUUCAGUCCACUUGUUGAGGCCUUUUUAAGCAGUUUUCUGCUUCCCACUUUUGUCCAAUGGUGUGUUAUGACAAGUGUUUCAUCUGGCGCGUUGUUUGUUGUCUAUUAGGUGUCUUCACACUGCAUGAGCUGUCUUCAUUAGCCAUGCUUUUUAGAUUGGUACCUUUGUUUUGCAUUUGCUAUGCUUCCAUUGUGUUAUAUGCUCAUUACACAGCCUUCUCAAUGGCUCCCAUAUCUCGUCUGCUUGUAUGCUUUAACGAAUGACAUCCUCUCGUUAUGCGCUAUGUUUUAUAUAUAUAUAUACACAUUUUUACAUAAAAUGCUACUAUGCUGGAUUCUGGACUCUUGGAUUCAUAAUGUAACAGAGUUGUAUUUAUGUGUAAAGUCCAAACUGAAUCUUUACAUUUUAAGUCAAAUCCUAUUAUAUAAAAAGCCUGUUCAUAUAAUUACCAAAACACAUUAAGUGUCACUAUUUCGGAAACUUGAAAUGAUCCCCCUGCUUGUUAUAAGAAUUUUCAGAGCAUUAAUAAAAAUUAGAGUUAUGCUAAAACUGUCUUGUUGGCUGAUGUGGGUUCCCCAGACUCCUCAUCUUACAGGAAGUGGUGAAACUAAGAGCAUCAAGAAGUGAGAAAGCGAAUCCAUUGCAUGAAGACGUGAAUGUGCAGCAAGCGAGUGGAUGAUGAGGACUUUACAGACCGUUUGAGCCUUUUCCAUAGAAGGCCCCCAGAACCACCAGGUCAGCCGUGUCCGCCAUCGCCCCCUCGUUCAAAUAGUCCUUCUUCACCUUUAGCCAGUGGCGCUUCCCUGGUUCAUAGCUGCCCUGAGACAAAGAGACACACACAGUUUGCUCAUCACCAUGUGAUCACCACACACAGCAUAUUCCCAUUGGUGUGUUUCCUUCAGCAGAUAGAGAGACUAACCUUUAUGUCUUUUAGCACCAGGCCUUCAAGUCCCUCCCUGAUGACACGAGUUAUCAUAUCAGCCAGAUCUCCUGCCCUCUGAGACACACACACAAACACACACACACACACACACACACACGAUAUCACCAGCUGUAACAGAUGUGCACACACAACUCAAAUUCAGGGUUUUACUCACAGUGACGUGCUUCAUCUCUGAGAACAGGAUCCUGUUGGUGACUUCUACCAUGUUGUCGUGCAGGAACUUCCUGCGUUCACACAGAGGCCUGGGGAAUACGACGGCGGUGGAAAAACGUCAGACAGCUUCUACUAACUAAUGUUCAGAGUUGUAAACUCAAACUGGGACAAAUCUAGAUGCUAAAAAUGUACUGUGUUAUAUAUAUAUUAUGUAUAUUUUGUUGUAAGAUUAAAAAACUGUU
Molecule: messenger RNA, 6845 nt
Organism: Chelmon rostratus (copperband butterflyfish)
Lineage: Eukaryota; Metazoa; Chordata; Actinopteri; Chaetodontiformes; Chaetodontidae
Gene: rad51d
Product: RAD51 paralog D
Exons: 11
Coding region: 291-1292 (333 amino acids)
Biological process (GO): telomere maintenance; double-strand break repair via homologous recombination; reciprocal meiotic recombination
Cellular component (GO): replication fork; Rad51B-Rad51C-Rad51D-XRCC2 complex; centrosome
Molecular function (GO): single-stranded DNA binding; ATP binding; four-way junction DNA binding
Source: RefSeq, a predicted model, not a curated record